This is a messenger RNA of Adineta ricciae, 531 nucleotides long. The record is from the annotation of a GenBank genome assembly. NCBI's taxonomy places the organism in Eukaryota, Metazoa, Rotifera, Eurotatoria, Adinetida, Adinetidae.
AUGGAAGAUCAUUGCAGUGUCAGUCCAUCAAGUGUUACUUCAAGUUAUGAAGAAACGGAUUUGAUAUCGGCGAAUACUCAUGAACAGCUAUUCAAGGCAGCAUUGGUAUGUAACUCAAUGCGUUCGAAAACAUCAGUAGUCCGACACAAUUUCAAAAGUAUCGAACAACUCCUUUCGCCUACACCUGUUUUUCAUGACAAAAACAACGACACCGGUUACGAUUCGCUCUUAUCUAUUUGUUCGCACAAUCAAUGCGAUGAUGAGGAUGAAUUGAAAAAUCUUCAACCGAAAAUAUCGUCUACUCCAUACAUUAGAAAAGAGACGAAAGUAAAGAAACCUCGUACGGCAUUUACCGACGAUCAAAAACAGUGCCUCGAUCGGUUUUAUUCUUUCAAUCGUUAUCCAGAUCCAUCCCAAAUGGAAACUUUGUCACAAUUAUUAUCACUGGAAGAACGAGUUAUUCGUGUCUGGUUUCAAAAUAAACGAUCGCGGGAAAGAACUUAUCCGAAAUUUAUCUACGAUCUCGAAUAG